UAAACUUUCCCGUCGCUGCGCUGGCUCCGUGCGCGGACCCGGCACCCGCCGCGCUCCCGCAUUCCUGCCGCCCCCCGCCCGGCCCCCGGCCCGGCCCCGGCGCCCCCGGCCCAGCCCCUCCGGAGCACGGAGCAGCAGGUUGUCGCGUGUCCGUGGGGGCUCAGGGUCGGAGCCCAGAGCAGCCAGCACCAUAGCGUCCAACAGCUGGAACGCCAGCGGCAGCCCCGGGGAGGGGCGGGAAGAUGGCCAGGACGGCAUGGACAAGAGUCUGGACAAUGAUGCCGAGGGCGUGUGGAGUCCGGACAUCGAGCAGAGCUUCCAGGAGGCGUUGGCGAUCUACCCCCCCUGCGGCCGGCGGAAAAUCAUCCUCUCGGAUGAGGGCAAGAUGUACGGUCGUAAUGAACUGAUAGCCCGGUACAUCAAGCUGCGGACGGGGAAGACACGGACGAGGAAGCAGGUCUCUAGCCACUUGCAGGUUCUUGCCCGACGGAAAUCUCGGGAGAUUCAGUCCAAGCUGAAGGCCAUGAACUUGGACCAGGUCUCGAAGGAUAAGGCUCUGCAGAGCAUGGCUUCCAUGUCCUCCGCGCAGAUCGUGUCAGCCAGCGUCCUGCAGAACAAGCUCAGCCCCCCCCCUCCUCUUCCUCAGGCCGUCUUCUCUGCUGCCCCGCAGUUUUGGAGUGGGCCUAUCCCAGGACAGCCUGGACCCUCUCAGGACAUUAAACCGUUUGCACAACCAGCUUACCCCAUCCAGCCACCCAUGCCUCCAUCACUAGCCAGUUAUGAGCCCUUGGCUCCGCUCCCACCAGCCGCCUCGGCCGUGCCCGUCUGGCAGGACCGCACCAUCGCCUCUGCCAAGCUCCGGCUCCUCGAGUACUCCGCCUUCAUGGAGGUGCCACGGGAUGCUGAAACGUACAGCAAACACCUCUUCGUGCACAUCGGCCAGACGAACCCCUCGUACAGCGAUCCGCUGCUGGAGGCCGUGGACAUCCGCCAGAUCUAUGACAAGUUCCCUGAGAAGAAAGGUGGCCUCAAGGAGCUCUAUGAGCGUGGGCCCCAGAACUCCUUCUUCCUCGUCAAAUUUUGGUACGAUGCGGAUCUAAACAGCACGAUCCAGGAUGGGCCGGGGACUUUCUAUGGUGUCAGCAGCCAGUACAGCAGUGCAGAGAACAUGACCAUCACGGUCUCCACCAAGGUGUGCUCCUUUGGGAAGCAGGUCGUGGAGAAGGUGGAGACGGAGUACGCGCGGCUGGAGAACGGCCGGUUCGUCUACCGCAUCCACCGGUCUCCCAUGUGCGAGUACAUGAUCAACUUCAUCCAACUCAAGCACCUCCCAGAGAAGUACAUGAUGAACAGCGUCCUGGAGAAUUUCACCAUCCUGCAGGUUGUUACGAACAGGGAUACCCAGGAAACCUUGCUCUGCAUAGCCUUCGUUUUUGAGGUCUCCACCAGCGAGCACGGCGCCCAGCACCAUGUGUACAAGUUGGUCAAGGACUAGGGGCCCCUCGGGGACGGGCAGGGGCACGAGGGGUGCGCAGGGGAGGGAGAGGGCCGUGCAGAAGAGCCGCCUGUGCCCGUUGCCUCAUGAGAAGUCAUUUGAAGAGAGGAGGAGGAGGAGGAAGGAAACCAAUAGCCAAAAAAGACUGACUUGUGAUCGCAGAUGUUUUCUACUUAGGAACAGUUUCUUUUUUUUUUUUUUUUUAAAUAAAUAAAUAAAAAAAAAAAAAAAGAAGAAUGGGAAAGGAAGCGUAGGGAGAAAGGAAACCUGCGUCCGGCGCUGGAUGGGGAGAGACCGGCCCUCGGUGUCGCCGAUGAAGGCCGGGAGCCUGCUGUGCCACUGCCAGCAGCGGGAUGUCGGAGCGGAGGACGACCCCUCCUUUUGCCCCCUGCCCGGCUCAGGAGCGGUCCCGGCGCUGAGCAGAGAAGAGCGAGCACGGACGGGCUGGAGGCCGUGGCGUCACGCCAGGUCUGAUCCGAAACCGGUGGGCAUGGCAGUGGCCGCGGCGUCGGUGCUGCCUGGCAGAGCCCGGGUGGCAGCGGGGACAUGGGGACGGACGUGCCGAGGUGGUGGCAGGUAGGAGCAGGGCAGGGCAGGGCGGUGGAGGGGGAUGCUGCUGCCUCCCCAGGGACCAGCACCCGGGAUGCUCGGUCUCUGUGCCCAGCUGGGGGCACUGGGAGCUGGCAGUGCUGAAGGUGGGAGGGCAUCGACGAUGCAAACCGUUUUUUUUAUGGCUCAUUUUAUUUUUUCCUUUUUUUUUUUUUAAAUUAAAGUGCUUUUUAAUACUUUUUAAAGAGACACCAUGCUUGUAAUCAGGAUUAGGACCCUCUGCCGUGUCCAGGACCGGCUCCCCUGCCACCCACCCGUGCUGGUGACUGGAGGAGAGGAUGCAGCUGAGUUUGCGGGGUCGGAGCCGUGCAGGAAAAGCCGGGCACGGGGAGCUGGCUUGUGUAGGGAAGUCUUGGGGAUGUCUCCACCUCUGGAAUGGCUGCAGACCAGAGGCUGGUUUGUACGUGGCAGUGGGAUCCCUGAGCUGUGCGGGUGCUUUCAGGGAUUGCACUUGGGGGGGUUUAGCCCAGGCUAAACGCACCCCCCCCCCCCCCCUCGUGCUCGCUUGCUGAGGAGGAAUGAGGAGAGAGCCGUGAGGGCAGAUUUGCCUGAUUUACUUUGCAUAUGUACAUUUGCCAUCUUUUUUUUUUUUUUUUCCCCUCACCUUUUUUGCCUUUUUUCUGUGUUGCCUGUUCUGGUUUUAGCUGCUCCCUGCAGCCGCUCCAAACAGCUCACCUGCAUCCCGCGGGAAGCAGCUGGAGAGGCGGCUCAUGCAGGGAGAAGCACCUUGUGCAAUGCAGGGCCAGGCUGUGAGUGGGCAGAGUUUGGGACAGGGAGGACAGAGAGGGGACAGAGGACAGGAGGGACGCCAGGACGGGGAACUGGGUCUGCCUGGAGAUAUUUUUGUGGCUGCAGCCCAAAACGAGCCAAGGCAGCAUGCCCAGGCUGCGGCUGCAAGGGGAGAGCAUCCCCAGGGUGCAGGAGGGACGCAGAGGGACAGAGGUCUGGUGUUGCAGCGGUGGCACGGAGCAGGGUGGCAGGGGGCUGGCAGGGUGACGGGGAGCCUGAGAUGGGCAGCACUGGCCGGGGUUUCUCAUGCUAGCAGGGUAGCAGAGGCAGGGUGCCAGGGGAGGGCAGGGUGGUUUGAGGGGUGCUGGAGCCUGGGACAGGGGGGCAAGGCGGGGGGUUUGGGAUCAAUGCUGCCUGGUGCAGAGCAGGAACAGCCCCAGAGCUCAGGAAAGGGCCUUGGCUGCCGUCACGGUGGCACGUGUCCCACGAGGUGUGGGGACUUCAACCUCUUGCUGCUGGGAGAAGCCACCCAUCCCUGUGCCUGGGCAGGGACUGGGUGCUGGGUGGAGGCAGCAAGCAGGGGCAGCUGGAGCAGGGGGGGAAAGAGGGAAAAACCCAGGGAAAGGCGCCAGCAUCCCAUCCCAGGGCUGUGCCGGGGCUACCCGGCUGACUUCUCAUAUGUAGCAUGGGGUUUUUUUGUUGUUGUUCCAUGGUUCUUUUGCUUUCUUCCAUUUCACUCACUGAUUGAAAACUCUGGGAAUGAAAACUCCAAACUUCCCUGCCAUAAAACACAGGCGUGCCCUGCUCCCCGGCCCCGCCGGGGGACGACGCUCUUUGUUAAACUGGACCGGUUUGUGCCUCCAGCAUCCCUCCCUGCAUCCCUCCUGCAUCCAGCCCCCGGGGCGCCCACUCCCGCACCCCGCGCACACACUGCCUGGUGCCCCCACAGCCCUGGCCGGGGUUUAGCCACGAUCCCAGAGACACUUUCUCAACCCCAACCCCUCCAUUCUCCUCCAGUGUAUUUAUGAAUUUCACAUGAAGUACUGUUUUAUUUUUUUAAAGACUUUGUAAAGCUUACCAGGGUUACAAUCACCAUUUUUAGAGCUGUGUCAGUCCACAAUGUUAAAAAUCCAUUUUUUUAUGUAUUAUAUUUUUUGUGUAUUUUUUUUUAAUCCAGCUGUGAUGGGUUGUAUCAUAUAUUUGUUGUGUUUACUGUAUCUGUCCAACUUCAAAGAGAGGAGACUGUGGAGCUCCGAGAAAACUACGGUCUGCUGAAAAAAAAACAACCAAAAAAACAUUAAAAUUAUUUGUUCAUGGGUUGGCUCAA
Molecule: messenger RNA, 4160 nt
Organism: Falco peregrinus (peregrine falcon)
Lineage: Eukaryota; Metazoa; Chordata; Aves; Falconiformes; Falconidae
Gene: TEAD3
Product: TEA domain transcription factor 3
Biological process (GO): hippo signaling; embryonic organ development; positive regulation of transcription by RNA polymerase II
Cellular component (GO): transcription regulator complex
Molecular function (GO): RNA polymerase II cis-regulatory region sequence-specific DNA binding; DNA-binding transcription factor activity, RNA polymerase II-specific
Source: RefSeq, a predicted model, not a curated record